GUAGAAAAAGUUGACAAAAAUUUCACAGAAAAAAAUAUUUUUAAAUUGCAAUUAAAAAAUUGAAAAGUAUUAAAUUAAAAAAGUGAAAUAAAAUUUUUGUGGUGACAUAAAAAGUGUUUUACAAUAAAUUAAAAUUUAAAAAAAAAUUCUAACAAAUUAUUAACAAAAAUCUGGCGCUAACAAAUUAUUCCGCCAACUUAAAUUAAUUUACAAAAAAAAAAUCGCCGCCAAAGAGUGUCCCAAUUCAGUAAUUUAUAAAAAAUAGACGCAGAAGUUCAUAAAAUUAAAAGUUAAAUAAAGUCAUUAAAGACAGCAGCGGAGAAAACGAAAAAAAAAAAUUAAACGCAAGUGCAAUAAAAAACUGAUAAAAGUGAAGAGUAAAAAAAAAGUCGCUGAAGGACUCUUUUUUUUAUCAUCAAGUUCAAUUAGUGCAGUUGAUUGAUUAACUUAUAUAAAAAAAUUUUUUUUUUCUCUUGCACAACGAUUUUUGUGCACGAUAUAUAAUUUUCUUGUCUCUCACCCUGUCGACGUCGAAUUGUCUGCAAAACGCGUGAUCAAAAUGUCAAAAACGACGCAUAAAAAAUUAUUAUUUGGACUUGUGCUGAUCGGUACUUGCAUCGUAUCGAUUGCCGGAUGCCGAAAUGGUCAAUUAAUAUCGGACGGCUUAAGCGAGGAGGAAAAAUAUGAAAUUCUGCGGGAACACAAUAUGCUGCGACAACAAGUGGCAAUGGGACAAGUUUCGGGACAGCCGGGCGCCUCAAACAUGCAAGAGAUGGAAUGGGACGAAAAUCUUGCACGCAGAGCUCAACAAUGGGCUAGUCAGUGCAUUUAUGAACACGACCCCAAUCGAUUCGAUGAUCGUUUCUCAAUUGGACAAAAUCUGGCGAUUAUCUGGAGUAGUGCUCCUUUGCAAGAGGGCGAUUUUCCGGGACGCGUCAGAAAAUGGUUCAACGAAGUGAACAUCUAUACCUGGGGUCAAGGAUGGACUGUUCGUACCGGGCAUUAUUCACAGAUGAUUUGGGCCGGAACAAACCUAGUUGGUUGUGGCUUCUCAUACUAUCGUGCCCAGGGACGUUACAACAAGUUGUACGUUUGCAAUUAUGGACCAGCUGGCAACGUCGCAGGUCGCCUUCCGUACCAGCCAGGAUAUCCAAAAUGCACGGGCUACGGCAUGCACACCUCGAAGGACUACCCGGGACUGUGUCGCAUCGAUGACUACGAGAACACAAUUGACGGCAAGCCCUACGUGUACAGCCCCUAUGACUCACGUUAUUCGCGGCCGGGUUCAAGUUCGGUUAGUAACACUCAUAAUCAGUAUAAUAAUAAUAAAUUCAAUCAGCUGAGAACACCAUCAUCAAGACCAAGUACAUCUUCUCCAUACAGGCAAAAUAUAGGUUACCAGUCUGGAGAUGGUCGUCUUCCGAUUAAUAGCCGCCAGCAGCAGCAACAGCAUCCGCAGGAGCAGCACGGAACACGGAUUUACAGCACCUCUUAUAGCGCGACAGCCGAUGAGCGGCAAUCCAUUGUACCGAAACCUGCGCAAGCAGCACUCACCAAUCUAAAUAAGGCAUUGGCUGGCUAUCGAUGGGAUCUACUAUUCAAGGACCUGCUUAAGGACUAUGUGUAGGAUGGAGGAAGAAAAAUUGUCCAUUCACAUCUGAUAUGAUAUUCCGAAUUAUUUUUUUAGGUGACACACUCGAUGCUCUCUAAAAAGACAAAAAAAAAAAUAAUUUUUUCAGUAUUGUAAAUUAGUUGUAGUAGACAAUUUUUUUUCUUCUACAUCAGACACACGCACGCAUACCAACAAAGUAGUUGAUUGUUUGUUUUUUAUUAUUAUUAUAUUUUUUAUAUUAUUAGCAUAUCUACAAUAAUAUUUUGUUGAACUAGUAUUUAAACUGACAUAGCGCUUAUAGAGAAACAGAGAAAUACGAUUUUUAAUGAUAUAACUGAACUACACCCUGGAGGUGAUCAACGCUGUAUCAAUGCCUGGAAAAAAGAAAAGAAAAGGUUUUUUCCAAUUAAAAAAAAAUAAUUAAAUUAAUUAAAAUAAUCCCGACUAAUGUUAGAGUAGCAAGUAAAUAGAUAUUUUUUAUAUAUAGUUUUUACCUCUCUCUGUCUCGUUAGUUAGUUAAGAAGUUUAAGUCCAUAAAAAAAUUUCGACCUUUCUAUUAAAAAUUAUAUUUUUUUUUUCUAAAGUAAAAUUCAAUUAAUUAAAUAAAUAAUAAUUUCGAAAAUGA
Messenger RNA from Culicoides brevitarsis, 2237 nucleotides. RefSeq names its product venom allergen 5-like. The coding region runs from base 560 to 1627 and encodes 355 amino acids. The record is from RefSeq and is a predicted model, not a curated record. Gene Ontology annotation, cellular component: extracellular region. The transcript is spliced from 5 exons. Lineage: Eukaryota; Metazoa; Arthropoda; Insecta; Diptera; Ceratopogonidae.